AUGAGCGACCUGCAGCGAGCAUGGGCCAAGGCCAAGUACAGCAUAUCUAACGAUACAUUUGACGAGGUCGACGAGGAGCACGAGAAUGAUGUACUCCCCGAGUUGCCGGAGCCUGUCGACGAUGACUCUUCCUCAGCCUCGUCCGCCUCAUCCGUCUCCUCGACAGGAACCAUCAUACCAUCGCCCAACCAGAAGCUGUUCGCUCGACCUCAAGGAGUCGCCCGCGGCAGGACCCUGGAGCAGAUCCCCUGGACAACCUAUUUUGAGCGCGAAUUGUCUCUGAAGUCAGAGCAGGAACCGGAAGUAGUCUAUCAUGCCUAUCUCACUUCACCGGUCGGGAAAGGGCCAUUGUUUGUGAUGCAUCAUGGUGCUGGAUCAUCAGGGUUGUCGUUCGCCGUUGUUGCUUCUGAAAUAAAGAAGCGGUUGUCAACAGCAGGUAUCCUGGCCAUUGACUGUAGAGGUCAUGGGUCCACAAACGCACCAGGCGACAAGGCACUAGAUAUGAGAUUGGACACUCUGUCUUCGGAUCUGUUCAGCAUGGUGCAGCUCACAAAGAAUGAGAUGGCCUGGCCAGAGAUGCCCCCGAUAGUGCUCGUGGGACACUCCUUAGGCGGAGCAGUUGUUACUGACCUGGCCAAGUCCGGUAGGCUAGGAACGUCAGUUCUAGGGUACGCUGUGUUGGAUGUUGUGGAAGGCUCCGCUAUUGAUGCUCUACAAAGCAUGCACACCUAUUUGUCUACGAGACCACUGGGCUUCGCAACUCUGCAAGCAGGUAUCGAAUGGCACAUUCGGUCUCGGACGAUACGGAACUCCAUCUCCGCUCGGACAUCUGUUCCUGCGCUACUCGUCUUCAACGAGAACGACGACCCGACAAGGCCGUGGCGAUGGCGGACCAACUUGGGCGCAACACAGCCUUACUGGGAAGGUUGGUUUAUAGGGCUGAGCAAGAAGUUCUUGGGGGCGAAGGGAGGAAAACUCCUACUGCUCGCUGGUACUGACAGGCUGGACACCGAGUUGACCAUCGGUCAAAUGCAGGGGAAAUAUGCCUUGCAAGUGUUCCCCGAGGCCGGUCACUUCAUUCACGAAGAUUUGCCGGAGAAGACAGCCGUUUCGCUGGUCGACUUUUUUCGCAGAAACGACAGGAGUGCUCUCGUGCUUCCUCCUAAGGUUUCGGAUCUUCUCAAACAGGGCAAAAGAGUAUGA
Molecule: messenger RNA, 1203 nt
Organism: Fusarium mangiferae
Lineage: Eukaryota; Fungi; Ascomycota; Sordariomycetes; Hypocreales; Nectriaceae
Product: Protein phosphatase methylesterase 1
Exons: 3
Coding region: 1-1203 (400 amino acids)
Biological process (GO): protein demethylation
Molecular function (GO): protein methylesterase activity
Source: RefSeq, a predicted model, not a curated record